Messenger RNA from Procambarus clarkii (red swamp crayfish), 898 nucleotides. Lineage: Eukaryota; Metazoa; Arthropoda; Malacostraca; Decapoda; Cambaridae. The record is from RefSeq and is a predicted model, not a curated record.
CCCCAGCUUGACCUACCCAGCUUGACCUCCCCAGCUUGACCUACCCAGCUUGACCUCCCCAGCUGUAGCUCUGCCGUCUUGCAGGUCAGUUGCCAGCUUGCAUGUGGACGAGAACACCUCUGAGAGCAACAUUUCUGUCAUGGAUGUCAGGCCCUCCAGUCGCAGCGGCAGGAGCGGCGAGAGGUCGCCCUUCGAGGGGUCGUGUUGCGGCUCAUCUUACGUGUCGUCUGAGGCGUCGCUGGAGGUCGCCAAGUACAGAGUGGUGCUGCUGGGAGAGACGGGCGUGGGCAAGUCUUCUCUCGUCAACCAGUUCAUGACCUCUGAGUACAUCAACACCUACGACGCCUCCCUAGAUGAGGAGUUCGGGGAGAAGAGUGUAUCAGUGCUACUUGACGGAGAGGAGAGCGAGGUCACCUUCAUUGACCACCCUGCGCACGAGAUGUCCGUGGAGAACAGCUUGUCGACGUACGAGCCUCACGCCUGCGUGGUGGUGUACUCCAUCACAGACAAGGGCUCCUUCAAGAAGGCGGAGGACACCCUCACUUACCUCUGGAGGGAGAACUACACCAAGGACAAGGCGGUCAUCCUCGUCGGCAACAAGGUCGACCUCGCCAGGGCACGCAUUGUCAACACCAGCGAGGGGAAGUCUCUGGCCAGGAGCCACGAGAGCAAGUUUAUUGAGACGUCGAGUGGGAUACAACACAAUGUUGAUGAGCUCCUUGUGGGGAUCGUCAAGCAGGUACGCCUGCGUCUGGCCGCCCACAGGAAGCGCCUUAAGAAGAUGUCCGCCUCGAAGACGUCUCUGAGUCUCCACGCCGCUAAGGAACUACUAAACAAGAUGUGCAUCAUCGACAGCAAGUCCAAGUCUUGCGAGAAUCUCCACGUGUUGUAGAAGACG